Molecule: messenger RNA, 733 nt
Organism: Paramecium sonneborni
Lineage: Eukaryota; Ciliophora; Oligohymenophorea; Peniculida; Parameciidae
Source: the annotation of a GenBank genome assembly
AUGAAUCAAUCUCUUAUCUAAAUUAAACACUAAAGAAAAGUUUAAUCAGAUCAUAAAAAAUUAUCAAAACCAUUACCUUCUAAUGGAUUUAAAAGGAAUUCCACACUUGUUUAAGAUCGAUCAGUAUUCUAAAAUGAAAGAAUAAACAAAAACCUCAGAAAUCAGACUAAUACUUUUGGUGAGUCCAGUUGCUAUUGUGAUAAUUGUGGUAAAAGAUCUUCUAAUAUGAAGAAAAUAUUUUAGCUUUAUCGAUUUCCUUAAACUAAGUAUCUUUUUUUUAGAAAUAAAUAGCUAAUGGAGAAAACAAAAACAAUAUCGUAGAUUUAGAAGACUAAUAAAUUGUGUAAUCUUUAUUAUCAGAUACAGAAUUGUGAAGAGAAUUAAAACGAAAAAGAAAUUCACUAUUAAAAAGGUAUUAACUAAAUAAACUGUCAAUGAAUAAUAAUAAAAAGCAUCAACUAUUUAGAAUGCAAUUUAGGAACUGAAGUAAAUAACUAGAGUGGAUUCAAGUCAAUAAUCAAAGAGAAUGAAAACGAAAAGUAAAGAUUAAAAGAAUUCAUACUCUUCGUUACUUAAAGGUAGAAGGAAUUUAAGAUAAUUAUUUGUUAUUCCAUAAUUUGAGAGUCCAAUCAAAUAAUUUAUAAUAAAAUAUUCGAAACCUAAUACUGUUCAUAACUCUCCGAUGUAAUCAUUAUAUGAUUUCAAAAUUUCCUCUUCUUUUAGAGGAGUAUGA